AUGAACACCUUCCUGCUCUGCGGGCUGUGCCUCCUCGGGGUCUGGGCCGCCCUGGCGGAGGGGGUCACCGUGCAGGAUGGGGCGCUCUCCUUUCCUCUGGAGGCCGUGAAGAGGCUGAAAGACCUCGCGGAGCUCCCGCAGCCCAGGCUCGCAAGCCCUCUCCGGAAGCUGGCACCCCGGCCUCGUGAAUCUGCGGUUCCCAGCGCCUGUAGAAACCAGAACUUUCCAGAAGCGCUCAAGCCUCUCUGCAAGGAGCCCAACGCAGGCCAGAUCCUCCAGCGGCUGGAGGCCAUCGCGCAGGACCCGAGUACGUGUGAGAUCUGUGCCUACGCCGCCUGUACCGGAUGCUAG
This is a messenger RNA of Lepus europaeus (European hare), 351 nucleotides long. It is a transcript of the gene GUCA2A, whose product is annotated as guanylate cyclase activator 2A. The transcript has 3 exons. The coding region runs from base 1 to 351 and encodes 116 amino acids. Gene Ontology annotation, cellular component: extracellular region. The record is from RefSeq and is a predicted model, not a curated record. NCBI's taxonomy places the organism in Eukaryota, Metazoa, Chordata, Mammalia, Lagomorpha, Leporidae. Gene Ontology annotation, molecular function: guanylate cyclase activator activity.